AUGUCUCCGCUGAAGACCUCAGCCCUGUUCUUGGCUCUUUUCCUCCCGUCGCUGCUUGCUACAGUGGACGACGCCUUGGGCCCACCCAGGAUUGGGUCAUCUACUCCAGACGGUGGCAAUCGUAGCGCCAAAUGUCAGGAAAACACUGAGUGCCAGGAAGGUGUGAUCCUACCUGUGUGGCUCCCUCAGAAUCCUUCUGUCGGAGAUAAGGUGGCCCGGGCCAUCGUUUACUUUGUGGCCCUCAUCUAUAUGUUCCUGGGCAUGUCCAUCAUUGCCGACCGCUUCAUGGCCUCCAUCGAAGUGAUCACCUCUCAGGAAAAAGAGAUCACCAUUAAGAAACCCAACGGGGAGACCACCACCACCACCAUCCGCAUCUGGAACGAGACGGUCUCCAACCUCACCUUAAUGGCCCUGGGGUCCUCUGCCCCCGAGAUCCUCCUUUCCAUCAUUGAGAUCGUGGGUCACGGCUUUCACGCAGGCGACAUGGGUCCCAGCACCAUCGUGGGCAGCGCCGCUUUUAACAUGUUCGUCAUCAUCGCCAUCUGCAUCCACGUGGUCCCUCAAGGGGAGAUACGGCGCAUCAAACAUUUGCGGGUAUUCUUCGUCACGGCAGCCUGGAGCAUCUUUGCUUACAUCUGGUUAUAUCUUAUCCUGGCCUGGUUCUCUCCCGGUGAGGUAGAACUAUGGGAAGGUCUUCUCACCUUCCUGUUUUUCCCAGUCUGUGUACUCCAGGCUUGGGUGGCUGACCGGAGACUCCUCUUCUACAAAUAUGUCCACAAAAAGUACCGGGCCGAUAAAUCACGGGGUCUCAUCAUUGAGAGCGAGGGCGAAGUCGGUUACCCGAAAAUGGACAUCGAGAUGGAUAAUUCGCUAAAGGAAGGCUCUGAAGGUCUGGGGGAUACAGGGAAGGAUCAAGACGAUGAGGCCCGCCGGGACAUGGCUCGGACCUUGCGGGAUCUGAAACAAAAGCACCCCGAAAAGGACAUGGAACAACUGAUCGAAAUGGCCAACUAUCACGUACUCGUUCAGCAGCAGAAGAGCCGAGCUUUCUACCGCAUCCAAGCGACUCGUAUGAUGAUCGGAGCAGGGAACAUUCUCAAGAAACACGCGGCCGAUCAGGCCCGCAAAGCCAUCAGCAUGCAGGAAGUCCAGACAGAGGAAGACGAGUCAGUGACAAAAGUCGGUUUUGAGCCAGCUCAUUAUCAGUGCUUCGAAAACUGUGGCUCGGUGGUCCUGACCGUGGUCCGCCGAGGAGGGGACCUGGCCUGCGUCACUGUGCGAGUGGACUUCCGUACAGAGGACGGAACGGCGAAUGCCGGUUCUGACUAUGAAUUUGCAGAGGGAACCCUGCUCUUCAAGCCAGGAGAGACACACAAGGAACUGCGGGUGGGGAUCAUUGAUGACGAUAUUUUUGAAGAGGACGAGUAUUUUUACGUCCAUCUCAGCAAUGUCAAGGCCACCUGGGCCGAGCCGGGUCCGGAGCCUCCUCCGAAAGCUUGUCUUGCACCUUCCAAGAUGGCCACCGUGACGAUCUUCGACGAUGACCACGCGGGUAUCUUUACCUUUGAGGGACCCUCGAUGCGAGUGAAUGAAAGUGUAGGCGUGGUCCACAUCAAAGUGUUGCGGACUUCGGGGGCCCGCGGACGAGUGGCCAUCCCCUACCACACCAUCGAGGGCACGGCCAAAGCCGGGGAGGAUUACGAGGAAGUCGCUGGCAAAGUGGAGUUUCAGAACGACGAGACGGUAAGAUACAUCGAGAUUAAAAUUAUUGACGAUGAGGAGUAUGAAAAAAAUAAGAAUUUUCACCUGGAAUUGGGACCCCCAGUCAUCUUGGACAUUGGACUCCGGCACGGUGACACCAACGAGAAUCAACUGCCCGCAGGGGAGGAGGAAAAAAUUGCUAAGAUGGGGUACCCCAGUUUGGGAGAAAACGCCAAGCUUGAAGUCAUUAUUGAGGAGUCUUACGAGUUCAAGAGCACUGUGGACAAAUUAAUCAAGAAAACUAACCUGGCUCUCGUAGUGGGAAGCAGCAGCUGGAGGGAGCAAUUUGUAAGCGCCGUGACGGUCAGUGCCGGUGACGACGAGGACGAAGACUCCGGCGAGGACCGCCUCCCUUCCUGCUUCGACUACAUCAUGCACUUCCUCACCGUCUUCUGGAAAGUUCUUUUCGCCUUUGUGCCGCCCACCGAGUACUGGUGCGGCUGGGCCUGCUUCCUCGUCUCCAUCUGCCUCAUCGGGGUGCUGACGGCCCUCACCGAUACCUUUGCCAGCAAGGUGGCUGCCAUCCAAGACCAGUAUGCCGACGCUUCCAUCGGUAACGUGACGGGCAGCAACGCGGUGAAUGUCUUCCUGGGCAUUGGCGUGGCCUGGACCAUCGCCGCCGGCUACUGGGCCAGCCAGGGGAAGCCCUUUGAGGUGCAGCCGGGCAGCUUGGCGUUCUCCGUCACCCUCUUCACCAUCUUUGCCUUCAUCAGCAUCGCCGUGCUGCUGUACCGGCGCCGGCCUCCGGUGGGGGGAGAGCUGGGCGGUCCCCGAACCCCAAAACUUCUAGCCACCCUGCUUUUCGUUAGCCUCUGGCUGGUCUACAUCCUGUUAGCGGCUUUGGAAGCCUAUUGCCAUAUCGAGGGCUUCUGA
This is a messenger RNA of Protobothrops mucrosquamatus (brown spotted pit viper), 2634 nucleotides long. Its product is annotated as sodium/calcium exchanger 1-like. Lineage: Eukaryota; Metazoa; Chordata; Lepidosauria; Squamata; Viperidae. Bases 1 to 2634 code for a protein of 877 amino acids. The record is from RefSeq and is a predicted model, not a curated record. Gene Ontology annotation, biological process: calcium ion import across plasma membrane; sodium ion transmembrane transport; cell communication. Gene Ontology annotation, cellular component: postsynapse; sarcolemma; axon. Gene Ontology annotation, molecular function: calcium:sodium antiporter activity. The transcript has 6 exons.